Pangasianodon hypophthalmus (striped catfish) is the source of this 3620-nucleotide messenger RNA. RefSeq lists its product as uncharacterized. The transcript has 20 exons. NCBI's taxonomy places the organism in Eukaryota, Metazoa, Chordata, Actinopteri, Siluriformes, Pangasiidae. The record is from RefSeq and is a predicted model, not a curated record. Bases 869 to 2818 code for a protein of 649 amino acids.
GCUGUGGUUCAGACCAGGAUGGUCUUCAGUUCCUCCUCUCCUGUUCCCACUGAGAGUUUGGUCCUAAGUGCAAUCCAGACGCUUCUGAAUGCUCGACUCACAAACCUCACUGACUCUGUAAAAGUGCUGAACUUCACCUAUCAGAGUAUGUUUUCUUUACUAAUGACAUCAUACCACUACAACUUCUCACAUCAGUGUCCCAUCAGUAUAUAAUCUGUAAUUUUAUAAGCAAUUCUAAUAGACAUUUGAUUUGUUCCACAGAAAUUUCAAACACCUCCUAUGCAGUCAUCUUCACAUGGAACGUCAGGAACAUCAGAAUGGCAAAGAACCCAAACCUCAGGAAUGACACCUACAACCAAGUGCGGAGCAUCAUCAACAAUGCUAUAAACACACUUCUAAAUGAACCUGGUGCAGAAAAAUUUGAACCCCAGAUCCCUUCCUUCACGAGUUCAGGAAACCAGGUUAAUGGUUACAUGGGGUACCACUUCCAAGAUGGAGACACCAAAACACCAGCAGCCUUCAUAAAUGAGCUUAGACCUGUAUCUGGUUCAGCUGUGGUUCAGGCCAGGAUGGUCUUCAGUUCCUCCUCUCCUGUUCCCACUGAGAGUUUGGUCCUAAGUGCAACCCAGACUCUUCUGAAUGCUCGACUCACAAACCUCACUGACUCUGUAAAAGUGCUGAACUUCACCUAUCAGAGUAUGUUUUCUUUACUAAUGACAUCAUACCACUACAACUUCUCACAUCAGUGUCCCAUCAGUAUAUAAUCUGUAAUUUUAUAAGCAAUUCUAAUAGACAUUUGAUUUGUUCCACAGAAAUUUCAAACACCUCCUAUGCAGUCAUCUUCACAUGGAACGUCAGGAACAUCAGCAUGGCAAAGAACCCAAACCUCAGGAAUGACACCUACAACCAAGUGCAGAGUAUCAUCAACAGCGCUAUAAACACACUUCUAAAUGAACCUGGUGCAGAAAAAUUUGAACCCCAGAUCCCUUCCUUCACGAGUUCAGGAAACCAGGUUAAUGGUUACAUGGGGUACCACUUCCAAGAUGGAGACACCAAAACACCAGCAGCCUUCAUAAAUGAGCUUAGACCUGUAUUGGGGAAUGUCCUGAUAAACAUUCAUCUACUAUUUAAGAACUUCACCAGAGUACCUAGUGAGGCUGAGGUCCUCAAAGCUGCGAAUGCUCUGCUGGACCCAAAGAUCAGAAGAGCACGAGAUCUUACAACAAAAAAACUGAACGACCCUGUGAGCAUACAGAAUGUCACCUAUCAGAAAAUUGAAAACAACUCAUACAUUAUUAGCUUUGGAUUCCAAAUCAGUGAUGUGACCAUCUCCAAAGACAUUCAGCUGAGGAACGAAACAUAUGAUUUAAUCCAAAACACCAUCAACAGCCUGCUGAAUGAUAUUUUGAAUGCAAAAGGUGCUACUCCAUUUGUCUUCCCACGAGCAAACUACACGCUUAAUGGUAACGAAAUUGUGGCUAAUUUUGAAUACGUCUUUGUGGAAGGUGACACCAAGUGGACACCAAGUGGAUUUCUUUCUGAAAUACUCAACAUUAGAGUGUCGUCUACAACAGUUUCUCCAGCAACUACAAAACCUGUUAUUUUGACUUCACCAGCAACUCCCUCAGUAAUAUCUGGUUCAGCUGUGGUUCAGACCAGGAUGGUCUUCAGUUCCUCCUCUCCUGUUCCCACUGAGAGUUUGGUCCUCAGUGCAAUUCAGUCUCUUCUGAAUGCUCGACUCACAAACCUCACUGACUCUGUAAAAGUGCUGAACUUCACCUAUAAGAAAAUUUCAGACACCUCCUAUGCAGUCAUUUUCACAUUCAACAUCAGUAACAUCAGCAUGCCAGAGAACCCUGAGCUCAGGAAUGACACCUACAAUGAAGUGGAGAGCAUCAUCAACAAAGCUCUAAACACACUUCUAAAUAAACCUGGUGCAGAAUCAUUCCAACCUCAUGAUUUUUCUUUCAUGAGUUCAAAAAACCAGGUUAAAGGUGACAUGGAGUACCACUUCCAAGAUGGAGACACCAAAACACCAGCAGCCUUCAUAAAUGAGCUUAAAGCACAGAGCACACCUAUAUUGGGGAACGUCCUGAUACACAUUCGUCUAGUUUUUAAGAACUUGUCCAGAGUCCCUACUGAGGCUGAGGUUCUCAAAGCUGCUAAUGCUCUGCUGGACGCAAAGAUCAGAACAGUGCGAGAUCUUACAACUCAAAAACUGAACGAACCUGUGAGCAUACGGAACGUCACCUAUCAGAAAACUGACAACAACUCAUACAUUAUCAGCUUUGUGUUCCAAAUCAGUGAUGUGAACAUCUCCAAGGACAUCCAGCUGAUGAAUCAAACAUUUAAUUUAAUCCAAAACACCAUCAACAUCCUGCUCAACACUAUUCUGAAUGCGAAAGGUGCUGCUCCAUUUGUCUUCCCACGAGCAAACUACACGUUUAAUGGUACAGUCGUUGUGGCUGAUUCAGAAUACGUCUUUGUGGAAGGUGAAACCAAGUGGACACCAAGUGGAUUUCUUUCUGCAAUACUCAACAUUAGCGGUCUGUCGAACUUCACCACUCCUGCUGCUCAAACAACCCCCCCUGUCCAUGUAGUCCUGAGGCCCACAGUCCAAAUAAACAACACCACCUCUGGGGGAAAUGCUGCAUGGAUCCUGGCCAUCAUUAUCCCCUGCAGUAUAGUCAUUAUUCUCAUACCGUGCUGGAUUCUGCUCUGCUGUCUCCUGUGUGGCUGCUGUGCUGGUUUAAGGAGGCGCUACAACAGAAGACGGUCCUACAAUGUCCAACGCACAACACAAAAUGGACUCUUUUAAAAACAGUUUGAGUGUAAAAUAACAAAAUAUAACUUGUAACCGUUGGAAUCUAUUUUACUUCAUAGUUUAGUCUUCUAUUUAUUUAUUUUAUUCUAUUUUAUUUAACCUUCAUACCCAAAAAUUUACUGUUCUGAAUUAUUAUUAAGCUGCAUACCAUCUAUUAAAGUGAAUUAUUAACAGGAUAAAGUAUAUAUUUUUUUCCAAACUCAAAUGUUCACAAAUAUUUUAAUUUAGUUUAUUUAUUAAGGACAUUUAGAAUAAAGCUUAUGAAAUUAUGUCUCUAAAUGGGUAUUAUUCUAUUUUGAUUUGUUAUUCUAUAAGGCAUCAUGUUGCAGUAAUGUCAUUUUAAUUAAUAAUUAAUAAAUAAUAAGACAUUAUUUUAAUCUCAAUUAUCCAUCAGAGUUGCAUAGAAAUGAGAGCAGAUUUGUUCGCCCUGAAUGCUCCAGGUACACUGGUUUCCUCUGUCUCCAAAAAACAUGCCAGUAUUUGGACUGACCAGUCUGAACUGCACAUCACUGGAGGGGACAAAUGCAAGUGUACCACUGUGUGUCAUCAGUGAAAUCAACAGUGGAAGUUAAUACAAUGUUUUUCGAAUAGUUUUGCCCAGAGGUAGCAUAUAUAAAGAAAAGAGCAGUGGGCCUAAAACAGAGCCUUGUGGGACACCAAACUUUACCUUAGCAUGAGAAGAGAAGUCACCAUUUACGUUUACAAACUGAUAACGAUCAGUCAAAUAAGACCUGAGCCAGGAAAGGGCUGUUCCCUUAAUGCCUACUACAUUUUCCAGUCUAUCGAGGAGAAUCGC